This is a messenger RNA of Haliotis rufescens (red abalone), 1357 nucleotides long. Its product is annotated as vesicle transport protein GOT1B-like. The transcript is spliced from 7 exons. Gene Ontology annotation, biological process: endoplasmic reticulum to Golgi vesicle-mediated transport; retrograde transport, endosome to Golgi. The coding region runs from base 123 to 545 and encodes 140 amino acids. NCBI's taxonomy places the organism in Eukaryota, Metazoa, Mollusca, Gastropoda, Lepetellida, Haliotidae. Gene Ontology annotation, cellular component: endoplasmic reticulum; membrane. The record is from RefSeq and is a predicted model, not a curated record.
UAUAACAUCCGGUGCUAUGAAAGAGUGACAGCGUGACAAAUAUUUCGUCAAUUAACAGUGGAUCUGGGGCUCUAUGAAAGUUACUUUUGUGACGGAAAUAGUUUAAAUCAAAAACUGUCAAAAUGAUGCAAGUAACAGAUUUUCAAAAAAUUGGAGUGGGCUUGGCUGGAUUUGGCAUCGCCUUCCUGUUUCUGGGUGUCAUGUUCUUAUUUGACAAAGGUCUGCUUGCAAUUGGCAAUAUUUUAUUCUUAGCUGGCCUGGCAUUCGUCAUCGGCUUGGAGAGAACAGCCCGAUUUUUCUUCCAGAAGCAUAAAGUGAAGGCAACAGGGUUCUUCCUCGGGGGCAUCCUGGUGGUCCUCCUGGGGUGGCCGAUGGUCGGCAUGUGUGUGGAGAUGUAUGGUUUCUUCUUGUUAUUCAGUGGAUUCUUCCCUGUUGCUGUCAACUUUUUAAGACGUGUACCAGUUGUAGGAACAAUAUUGAAUCUACCGGGAAUUAGAUCUUUUGCAGAUAGAGUGGGAGAGUCUGGCUCUAUGGACAAGGUGUAAUCCCAUUACGAAUAAAGACAGAAUCCACCAAGAUGCUCAAAGCAAAUUACACCCACAUUCAUAUGUAAAUAGUGAUAUUUCCAUGUACACUUCCAUUAUUAUAUCGUCACGUGGAUUCCAUAAAUUGUCACCUCCGUACAUUAUUCACCCCAAACCAUGGCCCAGAAAUACAAAGGAUUCUACAUAGACACCCAACUUGGAUUUAAACACUUUCCUGCAGCCAACGCUUUUUCCUGCAGCCCACGCUUUGCACUUUCUAAACAAUCUACCCCUGAAGAUCCGGGUUCGAAUUGAGCAACCCGUGCUUGUCGUAACAGGCGACUAACGGCUGUCAGGUUGUCUGACUUGGUUCGUUCAUGCACGGACUUGUAUAUAUAGGUCCGUGGUUCAUGUCUACGUUCCCAAUUGCGUAGAUCGAUGCUCAUGAUAAAAAAAAGAGAUUGGCAUCCUCUUAGCAUAGACCUACGGAGAUCGUAGCACUAAGAUCGCUUUUUGGUCCGAACAGAACUGUAUAUCACCUUCUAAGUAAGAAACAUUGGUUUCUCCACACGACAUUUUCCUUGGCAACAGAGCCACAAGGUUCAUCUUGGCCCGGCACUAUUCGUGACCACUCGUGUCAUUCCGGGACAAGACGGAAAGGGACGGGUCGAGCCGAAGAGGUGUGUGGCAUCCGGUUAUUAAUCAGAACAUCAACACCUGAUCAAGAUGAUAAGUGUCACCAACGACAAGGGUACGCCGUAUCUGGAUAUCAUGUUCAUGUUGUAUAAAGGAUAUAUCACAGAGAAAGUCAAUAAAACACAAAUGUACAGUUU